UACCGAUAAUGACUGAAUAUUGCGCAAGGUCAACGUCAACACCGUCAUUUGCUGACGAUAAGUUCGCAAUUGUGGCUAGUGAAAUAACGAAACGAAGUGAAUGUACAAUGUGAGUGUUGUGAAAAUUUGCAAUCCUUCAAAAAUCAUGAUCAAAUUAAAUAGAAAUACGUUACGAGUACUUGCGUUCGCAGUAUUGUGUGUUCAUGUUUUAAAAUGUCAAGAAGUCGAUAGCCCUGCGCCUGAAAUUAGUAAACCUUUAGAUCAAGUUUCUUCGUCGUCUACUACAUCUACCACAACAGUUAAAUCCAUAAUUGAGGCUGUUUCUACAUCAUCGUCGCUGUUAGAUCAUAACAACAACAGUGCCAAGCCACUGUCGUCAUCUCCCCCUUCAGCUUCACCUUUACCCUCUACAGCUAUACCAAAUGUAGACGUUAAAAAUAAUGUCAACAGGUCUAGUAGUAGUUCUCAACCACCAUCUGAAGUAACGACUCCAACAGCAAUUAUAAGUUCAAGUGUAAAACCAAACAACACAAAUGGUAGUUCCACGACACCUUCAGCAGACCCUGUUUUACCUGCGAAAGAAUCGGCCGAAGAUGAACAUAAUAGUUCUAUGGCGAUUUUCUUUGUAUUAUGUGUCCUGGCUCUAGGAAUACUUCUUAUUCACUUCAUGUUACAGACAGGAUUCCAAUAUUUGCCAGAAAGUAUCGUAAUAGUUAUUCUUGGUGCAAUUGUAGGCAUGACCUUGAAUGCUUUAUCUAACAGAAAUAUUAGCAAUUGGAGAAAGGAGGAAGCAUUUUCACCAACUGCCUUUUUUCUGGUACUUUUACCUCCAAUCAUAUUUGAAUCAGGGUACAAUUUGCACAAAGGUAACUUUUUUCAAAAUAUUGGAUCUAUACUAGUUUUUGCAAUAUUUGGAACAACAAUCUCUGCAUUUAUUAUUGGUUUUGGAGUCUACUUCCUAGGAUUAGCUGAGGUGGUUUAUAAAUUAAGCUUUGUUGAAUCUUGUGCUUUUGGAUCCUUGAUUUCUGCAGUUGACCCUGUUGCUACAAUAGCAAUUUUUCAAGCUCUAAAUGUCGACCCUAUUUUGAAUAUGUUAGUUUUUGGUGAAAGUAUCUUAAAUGAUGCAAUCGCCAUAGUAUUGACAACAGCAGUUUUGGAGUCUAAUAAUCCUCUUAUGUCAACAGGAGAGGCUAUUCUACAAGGUUUUAACAGGUUUUGUUUGAUGUUCUUCGCAUCUGCCGGUAUUGGUGUUCUGUUCGCCCUUGUCAGCGCAUUGCUUUUAAAGCAUAUUGAUUUACGAAAAAAUCCUUCUCUUGAAUUUGGAAUGAUGUUGGUCUUCACAUAUGCUCCUUAUGUAUUAGCUGAAGGUAUACAUCUAUCUGGAAUAAUGGCAAUUCUGUUCUGUGGAAUUGUAAUGUCUCACUAUACCCACUUUAAUCUGUCCACUGUAACGCAGAUUACAAUGCAACAGACCCUUCGAACAUUAGCUUUUAUUGCUGAAACUUGUGUGUUUGCCUAUUUGGGCUUGGCACUCUUCAGCUUUAAACAUCGUGUUGAACCUGCUUUUAUCAUUUGGAGUAUCAUUCUUUGUCUUAUUGGCAGAGCCUGCAGCAUUUUCCCGCUUGCAUUUCUAGUUAAUAAAUUUAGAGAGCACCAAAUAACAAAAAAGAUGAUGUUCAUUAUGUGGUUCAGCGGCCUGAGGGGUGCAAUUUCGUAUGCCUUAUCUCUUCAUUUAAGCUUCAGCGACGAAACGAGACAUGUUAUAAUUACAACUACUCUUAUUAUUGUCUUAUUUACUACCCUAUUCUUUGGCGGCUCUACAAUGCCCCUUCUGAAAUUUAUGCAAGCCACUAAGAACCCCGCAAGAAGAUCUAGAAAGCGCAAGAAGGACAAAGAAGUAUUUUUAAGUAAAACCAAAGAAUUGGGACAAACUUUAGAAUCAGAACAUUUAUCAGAAACUACAGAAGGAGAAAUGGAUGUGUCUUUUGCUUCUGCUCGAAUUAAAGGCUUUGCAAAAUUGGACUUGAAAUAUUUCAUUCCAUUCUUCACAAGGAGGUUUACUCAACAGGAACUGAAAGAUUGUAAAAGCCAAAUGACGGAUCUAACAAACCAAUGGUAUCAAGCGAUUCGAAUAUCACCAGAUCAUUCGGACGAAGAGCCAGUUGUUCCGGCAACAACAUCCAGAACUAGCAGCAUAUCGAGCAUCGUUCGCUGACUAGGAGCAGAAGAAGGAGAAGUUCAACCAUUUUUAAUUAAGAAAAGACCCUAAUUGGCAAUUUUAAAUUAAUUUUAAUCCCAGUUAUACCCUAUCGCGCUUAUUACAAAACCCUUCUAAACAAUAUGCAGUACUUAUAAAUGCAUACAUGUGUGUAAAGUACGACGUAUACAUCGUUUUUUAAAAUAUAUAUAUAUAUUUCCGUUUUAACUGCAUGAUUAUUACAGGGUUUUAUUAAAUAUAUUUCAAAUGUCACGAAAAAAUUCAAAUACUUUCGUUCUGAUAUAUGCAAGUCACAGUUGUAUAUUUUUUGAAGAAAUAUUUUCCGUUAUUAGGCGAUCUAAUUAACAAGUGAAAAGGCAAAGGUUUUCACAGUCAACAUUAUCUGAAAAGGGUUCGAUAUUCGGGGUUGAUGGCCGUGGUAUAGGUUUGGUUAGUACACAGAUGGAAUAGUUUAUUCGACGUUUCGCCAGCUGCUGUGGUUGAGACAGUCUCAGCACAACCUGAAGCGAUGGAUUUACGCCCUCUCGUUCGUUCCGUCACAGCAGCUGGGGAAACUUAGAAUAAAUAACUCCGUCUGCAGACUUGCCAAAGCCUGAAUAUGGGCCCCUCUUUCAAUUAACUAGUAUUUUUCAAAAAUAGUAUUUAUGAGUUCCUGUGUUGUUUUUGUUUCCUAUUUUUGUUUUUUUGU
Agrilus planipennis (emerald ash borer) is the source of this 2906-nucleotide messenger RNA. Its product is annotated as sodium/hydrogen exchanger 8. Gene Ontology annotation, cellular component: membrane; Golgi apparatus. The record is from RefSeq and is a predicted model, not a curated record. Bases 101 to 2215 code for a protein of 704 amino acids. The transcript has 2 exons. NCBI's taxonomy places the organism in Eukaryota, Metazoa, Arthropoda, Insecta, Coleoptera, Buprestidae. Gene Ontology annotation, biological process: proton transmembrane transport; sodium ion transport; regulation of pH. Gene Ontology annotation, molecular function: sodium:proton antiporter activity.